CGGCGCGGCGGGGGGCCGCGCCCGCGCCCGCACCAUGUCGGCCGUCGCCUACAUGGACUUCGUGGCCGCGCAGUGCCUCGUGUCCAUCUCCAACCGCUCGGCCGUGCCCGAGGCGGCGCGGCUCAAGGUGCCGGGCGAGGCGGAGGUGGGCAAGGAGCUGCGCGACCCCCGCGACGCCUGGAAGGACUACUGCACGCUGGUGACCAUCGCCAAGAGCCUGCUGGAGCUGAACAAGUACCGGCCGCUGCCCGCCCCCUCCGUCUGCAGCGACAGCGUGGAGAGCCCCGACGAGGACGUGGGCUCCGACAGCGACGUGACCACGGAGCCCGGCUCCAGCCCGGCGCGCAGCCCGCCGCCGGGGCAGCCCCCGCGCCUCCGCGGCGCCGCCGCCCCCAAGGGCAAGCUGGCGGCCGAGAAGCGGCACAAGUGCCCCUACAGCGGCUGCGGCAAGGUCUACGGCAAGUCCUCCCACCUCAAGGCCCACUACCGGGUGCACACAGGUGAGCGACCAUUUCCCUGCACGUGGCCCGACUGCCUUAAAAAGUUCUCUCGCUCUGACGAGCUCACCCGGCACUACCGAACCCACACCGGCGAGAAACAGUUUCGGUGCCCUCUUUGCGAGAAGCGGUUCAUGCGGAGUGACCACCUAACAAAGCAUGCCCGGCGCCACACCGAGUUUCACCCUAGUAUGAUCAAGAGAUCCAAAAAAUCCAGCUCCAGCUCCUUGUGAAGGCAGAGCUGGCCUGGGGAUGGGAGCAGGGGGAAGUGAGCCGCAGCAAGGACAUCAUGAACAGUGCAAGAGCAGCCUACUGUGGUACUGCUGUGGUCCCUACUUGCUGUUUGAAAGCACAUGUAGCUGAAGUUCAAAGAAGAAGUACUCUGUGCCCCCUCUGCACCCUUUGGUGAUAACAGCAGUCUUAAUCAAGUGAAUUCAGAGUGCGAGUGAGGGAAGGGAUGGCGAUCAAACUAGGCGACGACUUUCUUUUGUAAUUUAAAGCAUUGACACUGGUGUAUAUAUGUCUAACUGGAUGGUUUGGCCUGUGACACCAGAGUAGUGUGAUUCCAGGGUCUUUGUGAUUGCUGUGUCAUGAACAUGUUUUGUUGAACAAUGUAAUGCUGCUUGUAUUUAAAAUUUGUUGAGUAAAACCA
Molecule: messenger RNA, 1149 nt
Organism: Rhea pennata
Lineage: Eukaryota; Metazoa; Chordata; Aves; Rheiformes; Rheidae
Gene: KLF9
Product: KLF transcription factor 9
Exons: 2
Coding region: 35-730 (231 amino acids)
Biological process (GO): regulation of transcription by RNA polymerase II
Molecular function (GO): RNA polymerase II cis-regulatory region sequence-specific DNA binding; DNA-binding transcription factor activity, RNA polymerase II-specific
Source: RefSeq, a predicted model, not a curated record